UCGUGUUCUUGAGCGAUGACAAAGACGGGAGUUGGUACUGUUGCAGAGGUGUGGAGAAAUCAGAAACGGGGAGGACUAACUACGACGGCAAGAAGUUCAUGACCUUCUUCCUUACAUCAGUCUAUGAUGGCGAGGGGAAGAACUGGGUCAAGGAAGACAAGAAGGUGUCUCUCGACCUUCGACUCUUCCAAGGCUACGGGGUCAAGGUUUUCUCGAUGAAAGCGUUUGAUGUGCGCGGAAACGGAACGGAGUUCCGAAUGCUGCCUCCGGAACAGUUCCUGUCCAAAACCAAUGGCUACCGCACUCUUCCCACUCCGGUUUUGCCCUCCGCUCGACAAGGUCGCGAUGCGGCCGAGCAGUCCAGCGAGGCCACAGACUACGACGACGGAGCUCUGCGCCACCUGGCUAGUCCCCAACAUCGUUCCCGGGGAGGUACAAGUGCCUUUGACGAGGAGGAAUGCGAGGGCCAAGAGGGGGAGGGCGGUGGUGAAGAGGGGGUCGAUGGUAACGAAGAAGAUGCUGAAGGUGAGGAUAAUGACAUGAACGAGGAGAGAGACGUUGGUGGUGAGGACGUCGAAGACAAUCGCUUCUCCCAAUGUGAGCGCCGACUCGGUAACAAUUCGCGGGCGUGCUGUGAGGAUGACGCCUACGGAGUCGGUGACGCGGAUGGUGUUGGUGGCCAGCCUGCGAUCUCCCAUGGAAUGUCGCAGUCGUAUAACCAGGCGAAGGAUGAGAGAGACAAACAUGGAUCACGGGGAAAGAGAAAGAGGGGAGAAGCGUCGACCUCUCCUGCGAGCCAAACGAAACAAGCGAGGACUAAUGCCAGGGUCAGGACACAAGAGCUGCGGGACUCUGGGGAUGAGGGCGAGGGGGUGGCGCCUCGCAUGCCCGAAGAUGUUGACGAGCUGGUUCAGCGCACCACGCCCCUUGACACAACACGAUGUUUCUUUCUCGAAUACGACGAGCAAGGCUUUGCCAGGCAAGACGUCCAUGUUGUUAACGUCGCCGUCAGAAGAAUCAAACGCAAUCCCCGUGGGAGGAUCCUUCAUAACCAUCGCUCGUUGUCUGAGAAGAUUGUGAGAGUCAUCGAGAAUGUCAUAGAAAGCUCCAUCACUGCCGACCCGGGGGCGUGGGAUAGACCUGAGCUCAUUCUUGCUCCAGUUGACCCGAACGGCGUCGUCGACGGACAGGGAAGGCGAAUCACGCCUGACGAGUUCUUCCAAAGGGACUCCGCAGAGUUCGACUGGUAUGUUGUUUGUGGUCAGCAUACCGCUGAGGACAUAAAACGGUUGGUGGCAAAGGACUCCGCCGCGGUCAAAGUCUAUGGCCUCAAAGCGUACUCUAAAGUCUGCCAAUCGGCGAUGGCAAAAUUUCGCUUGACAUGCCGGGGAGGAUGGAGGGGCGCCUGCCAGGUCCGUACAAAGAUGAGAUCAAGGGGACGAAGGUCGUUGUACCACUGCAUAUAUGCGAGAGAUGGUCCCAAAGGCUCCACCGUGUCCUGGAACGAUUUGUGUCCUUCGUACUUCAAAAACUUCGAGGCUAUGAUAUGCCCCGAGAGAGAAGUCACGGUACUCCUGCUCAUGAAGGAGAAAGUGGUUGCAACAAAUGUCAAAGUCACGCCUUCGAGGGUGAACACAGAGUGCCUCCUCGACAUUAUGCGCAAAGAGAGAUACACGGUCCGCAUGUUCAACUAUGUCGUGUUCCGCACCAAGGGAAGGGCAGAUGAAGAGUGGAACGACGACUUCUUCAUGUCGUACAAGGACCUGGAAGAGAGGUAUGCACCGAACGGGCUAUGCGCAGGUGAAUCGGAGAAGGAAUGGGAGAAACUGCAUAGCAACAAAGUGAAGACGGUCCCUCGUCAACUUGGAGGAGUGGAGGAGGCAAGGCAAGGUGCGGGCUUGGGACCUACAAAAGUAAUGUACAAGAAGGCUUCGUUUCACUUCAAGGUGUUCAUAUACACCGUCAUCGAUAAGCUCGAUUUACUUCGAGCGGAGGUGAAACGGAUUGCCUCCAGUGCACGUCAUCUUGUUUGGGACAAACUCGGCAGGCAAACCACAUUGCUUCCUGUGUGCAUAGGGUCAUCGAGUGACGUCACAAGGUACGACAACAUCGCUACGACGAGCCGGGACUUCAUGACCAUCGUACUGCACGCUGAGGGAGGGGAUCUAAAAAACGUAACCGUCGCAACCCGACUUCUCAAUGCUCUCACAGAAGUGCAUGUUGUGGAGGAUAAGUUCGAGAAGUGUCAAGGGAAACACGGUGACGUCGAAGGCGACGAAAGUGUUGCGUAUUCGAUUUGGGAGCGAGAACCCGACAAGUUGCGGAAAUUGUGCACUUCAUUCGUUGGAGAGGCGGAAGGUGUCCUUUUGCUGGGUAGGGCGCACACGAGUAUUGUGUGGGAGUUCAUGCUUGCAGGUGAUAAUGUCAUUGCCUGUGACGAGUCGGCCAAGGACAUUGCAUACUUCACAAAGUUCAUCGACAUACUUGUCAAGGAUGACAGAUUCAACUGCCGACUCGAGAAGCCGCGUUCCACACAUCGCAACAACAGGGACAUGUACCACAAGCUGGGACCGAAGAGACUGAAGGUGUGGGAAUACCUGUUCCGCGAUGCGCCGGAGGGACGUCUUGAUGGGAGAUAUAUAUAUAAGAAAGCCAAGGUGACAAAUGCCCUCAAACAUUAUCACCGUGCUCUGACUGGCGCCUUCGAGAAAUUCGUUGCUCGAUGCGGGAUCUUGAAGUUUGAUCUUCACAAAGAUCAACUGACGUUCAAGGACAAUGCAAACCUCGCUAAAUCGGGUGAAGGUUUUAACCUCGUCGACAGCGAGGAAGACUCAUCGGACUCCGAAAUAGAGAUUGAAAACGACACCAAUGCAGCCGCGUGGCGUGGGCAAUCCGCUGCCAUGGAGCGCGACGGCAGGGAAUAUGGACCGGGUCGAUCAGAGGGAUGCUCGAACCCGUCACCCACGAGCAGUAUAGCCCCGAUGGUGGACCAGGUUGAGUGUACGCCUAUCGAAGACGAUGAAGACGAUGAGAUUGAUAUUCCUGAUGAGGCAACGAAGCUGGCGCCAGGCAAUCCGAUUCCUCCCAACUUUUGUGUGGACCCAAACAGUAUGUGUUUCUUGGAGGACAAAUACGGCCGCACUAGUGAGGACAAGUGGGGCCAUGAUAUCAUUUGGCAUGACGACAUUUUAAAGUCAUGCAUCCAAGGUGGGGAGUGGAAGAUGGCGGUGAAGUAUGUGUCCGGUUGGAGACCGUUUGCCCGCAUGGGAAAGGACAACUGGCUGAAAACAACAGAGGUCGCAAUUUUAUGCCACGUGCGGAAAGAGAACCCCAGGGAGAGCGACUGUGAAACACCCGCGGACGCGUCCGUGGGCCCGAUCUCAGAUGGCGGCCGCAUAUGUGGCCGCGUCCGUGGCCGACCUGGUCCGCGCCGCGGACCCGAUUUUACGAGAUUUUUCCUGAAUUAAAUAAGAGGAAAAAAAAAAAAAGGGGUUGUAGGGAAUUUUAGUCCCUACAAC
This is a messenger RNA of Chara braunii, 3518 nucleotides long. The record is from the annotation of a GenBank genome assembly. NCBI's taxonomy places the organism in Eukaryota, Viridiplantae, Streptophyta, Charophyceae, Charales, Characeae.